This is a messenger RNA of Vigna angularis (adzuki bean), 1127 nucleotides long. Its product is annotated as histone acetyltransferase type B catalytic subunit-like. Gene Ontology annotation, cellular component: nucleus. The record is from RefSeq and is a predicted model, not a curated record. Gene Ontology annotation, biological process: subtelomeric heterochromatin formation. The transcript has 8 exons. The annotation marks the transcript as partial. Gene Ontology annotation, molecular function: histone H4 acetyltransferase activity. NCBI's taxonomy places the organism in Eukaryota, Viridiplantae, Streptophyta, Magnoliopsida, Fabales, Fabaceae.
GCCUGGAAACAAGGGUUUGAUUUGGGUAUUUCGAAAUUGGUCUUUGAGGAUAAGCAUUUUGGAGAACCUGCAAAUCAAAUUUGGGUGAUCUUGAAGGUGAAAUCUGCAGAGGAUAUCGAAUUCCGCAAAUCAAAUCAGAUUACCAUCUGGGUUAGCAGCAUAUCUUUUUACUCAUAUGCUGAUAUUGCAUUUCUAAGUUCAUCUGAUCGAGGCAAAGGUAUCACUGAUCUAAAAUCUGCUCUUCAGACAAUUUUUGCUGAGACUCUUGUUGAUAGCAAGGAUGAAUUCCUUCAAAAAUUUAUGGUGGAUAACGAUUUUGUUAGAACAAACAUCUCAGAGGGAGAAGUUUUGAAGCACAAAGCUUUCAAGGAGAAGAUUUGUGAUUCUAAUCAGCAUACAGAUUCAUCUGCUUCAAAUGUUGAGGUUGUCCGUUUGGUGGGAGGGAACAUGGCUACUGGGCAACUUUACAGUCAUCUAAUACCCCUCACACUACUACUUGUUGAUGGAAGCAGUCCUAUUGAUGUUACUGAUUCACAGUGGGAGAUGUAUGUUGUGUGUCAGAAGACAACUGAUCAGCAGGGAGAGAUCCAAUAUAGGGUGAUUGGUUUUUCUGCUGUUUAUCGAUUUUAUCACUAUCCUGAUGUUUCCCUUCUAAAGCAAGGAAAGCUAUCAAAGAAAACACAUUGUCCUCGACUUUUGCCUCCUCUCAGUGCUGUGGAGGAUGUAAGGAAAAGUCUGAAAAUUAACAAGCAGCAGUUUCUCCAGUGUUGGGAGGUUUUGAUCUACAUUGGCCUUAAUCCUGUUGACAAGUACACGGAGAACUUUGUUAGUAUUAUUUCCAACCAUGUUAAGUAUGAUAUCUUAGGGAAAGAUUAUGGGACAUCUGGGAAGCAACUUUUUGAUGUACCAAGUGAUGAUCAGGAGAUAUCAUUUGUCAUGUUCAGGUCAGAGGCCAACGAAGCUAGUAAUCACUCGGUAAUUAUUUAGGUUCUUUGUUGUAGGCUUUAUUUUAAGAUUCUCCUGUUGUAGGUUGUGAAGGACCAGUGAUCUAUUGACCUGUAAUUACUGAGAUUAACCAAAGCAAAGUCGAUUGAUUGACAUUCAGUGGAGAUUGUCCACUUCCAAUA